AUGCCGCCUAGACGCAACGUGAGGAACGAGGAACCAUCUUCCCAUGCUUCGGAAGAGCAAAGCGUGACGCAACCAAGACCGCCAUCACCACCACCACCACCUCCUCAAGUAGAUAGGGAAGUCGUGAAGCUUUUCCUUGACCAAAAGCCUCCUACCUUCGACGGAAUGGGCGAACCUGCGAAAGCCGAAACUUGGAUACGUGCCUUAGAGCGCAUUUUCCGAACCUUAGUGUGCAACGACGCGGAGAAGAUGAUCUGCGUGACGCAUCAGCUGACCGGAUCUGCUGAUUUCUGGUGGGAUACUAAGUUAAAGACCAUGCCCCAGGAUCGCAUAGACGGGAUGACUUGGGAGGAGUUCAAGACAGAAGUUUACGAUAAGUACGUACCCAAGAGCUACCGCAAGGCGAAAGCAGCCGAGUUUCACAACCUCACCCAAGGACGUCUGUCUGUAACCGAGUAUGACCGUGCACUUUGUGACAUGACCCGCUAUGCGCCGGAACAGACCGAUACCGAUGAGAAGCUGGCUGAUAAGUUUCGUGAGGGCCUUAGGCACGAGAUUAGGAUGGCAUUGGCAGUCCGCGGAACCCUUACGUACGCCGAGGCGCUAGCCCUCGCACUGGAUGUAGAGGCAGCAAUGCCAAAGGAGAAGAGUGCGGGGAACACCGCAAUGACAUUACCCCCGCCACGUCCUAACCAUGACAAGAGGAGAUGGGAGGAGAGUAGGAUCCACCAUGACAAUAAGCGAUACCGCCCCAACGGAGGAGGACAGACUUCGUUCAAUCCAAGGAGCGACCCCCGUGCCAGACCACCUCAGUGUAACGUUUGCGCCAAGUACCAUUUCGGGCAGUGUAGAGGACCGAACUCGAAUAGAUGCUUCAACUGUGGAGGAAACGGGCACUUCUCGAGGGAGUGUCCGAGCAAGGGAAACGGACCAAGGCAGAACCAUCAGGGUUUCCGUCAGCAGCCGAGAGCGCCACCUACGAGCUCGGGAGCAAACCCGAAUCAGCAACUGCGGCUGCAGCAGCCUGUCCGCCCAAGACUUCCAGCCCCGGCUAGAGCGUACGCUAUAGAGCAGAAGCAGCCCAAGGUCGAGCAAGGAAAGCCCGAGAGUGGAAACCUAGCAGGUAUAGGCGAAAUCCUUGAUACCCCUAUUGUUGUUUUGUUUGACACGGGCGCAUCUCAUUCGUUCAUCUCUGAGUUGUGUGUGCAUACCUUAAGCUUACCUACUAGGAAGUCUGAACAUAGGAUGAUGGUGUCCUCACCAGUAGGAGGACUGGUUGAGAUCUCUCGUUUUUGCUUGAACGUAGAAAUCGUACUAGGAGAACUUCAGUUAGUUGCUCACGACCUGCGAGUUAUGGCGAUGAGAGACGUUGACGUGAUCCUAGGAAUGGAUUGGUUAACUGCGAACUUUGCAACGAUCCGUUGUAAAGAGAGGCUAAUAACCCUACAAACCCCGGGUAUGGAACCCGCCGUGUACCACGGAAUCUCGAUGAACCGACGAAUCGCUGUAAAAGAGGAAGCAAGGCUUGAAGACGUUGCUGUCGUACGAGAUUUUCCCGAUGUUUUUCCCGAGGAGUUACCUGGACCGCCGCCAGAUAGGCAGUUAGAAUUUACGAUCGAUCUCGAACCUGGAGCCGCCCCCAUAUCGAAGGCGCCGUACCGCAUGGCACCUAAGGAGUUAGAGGAGUUAAAGAUUCAGCUGCAAGAGCUCAUGGACUUAGGUUUCGUUAGGCCCAGUGUUUCGCCAUGGGGCGCACCGGUGCUCUUCGUUAAGAAGAAAGAUGGGUCAAUGAGAAUGUGUAUCGACUAUAGAGAGUUGAACAAAUUGACCCUCAAGAACAAAUACCCUUUGCCGAGGAUAGAUGACCUGUUCGACCAACUCCGAGGAGCCGGAGUGUUCUCUAAGAUGGAUUUGAAGUCCGGAUACCACCAGCUGAAAGUACGAAAGGAGGAUAUCCCUAAAACCGCAUUCCGUACCAGAUAUGGUCACUAUGAGUUCGUGGUGAUGCCGUUCGGUCUGACGAACGCCCCAGCCGUGUUUAUGGAUUUGAUGAACCGCGUUUUCCACCCGUACCUAGAUACGUUCGUCUUAGUGUUCAUAGAUGACAUCUUAGUCUACUCGAAGGACGAAAAGGAGCACGCGGAACACCUACGGAUCGCGCUGGAGACGUUGAGGAAGGAGAAGUUGUACGCCAAAUUCAGCAAGUGUGAAUUCUGGCUGAAGGAAGUCAACUUCUUAGGACACAUCGUGUCAGCAGAGGGAAUCCGAGUGGACCCCGCUAAGGUCGAGGCGGUACAACAGUGGAAGUCGCCAUCGACGCAGAACGAGAUUCGGAGUUUCCUAGGUUUGGCAGGAUACUACCGAAGGUUCAUAGAAGGAUUCUCCAAGAUAGCGAGACCGAUGACCCAGCAGCUCAAGAAAGGAAUCAAGGUGAACUGGACGCCGGAGUGUGAAGCAAGCUUCCAGCUUUUGAAGGAGAAAUUGACCACCGCACCAGUGUUAGCUGUGCCAGAGCUUGGAGUCGACUACGUAGUUUACACCGACGCUUCGAAAGUCGGAUUAGGAUGCGUGUUGAUGCAGAACAACAAGGUGAUCGCUUACGCGUCGCGACAGUUGAAACCGCACGAGUUGAACUACCCUACCCACGAUUUAGAGUUAGCCGCAGUAGUGCAUGCCCUAAAGAUUUGGAGGCACCAUCUCUACGGAGUUAGGUGUGAAAUCUUUACGGACCAUAAGAGUUUAAAGUACUUCUUCGAGCAGAAGGAUCUGAACAUGCGACAACGGAGAUGGCUCGAGCUAGUGAAGGACUACGAUUGUGGUAUCAACUACCACCCCGGCAAGGCAAACGUAGUAGCAGACGCUUUAAGCCGUAGAGACCAUUCGCAACUCGCUGUUUUUCUAACAGAAGAGGAAAGUUUAGUGCGAGAGUUGAGUAAGUUGCGGAUAGAAGUAGUUAGAACACCCGAUACCGUGAAAGGCCGAAUCGCCGCGUUAGUAGUAGAACCUGAUCUAAGGACGAGGAUCGUUGCAGCUCAACGGCUAGAUGAGAAAUUGGAGGAGAUUCGAGUCGAAGUAAGAACCGGUGAGUCCGGACAGUUUAGCGAGGCUUCCGAUAACGCUCUCACCUUUGAAGGGAGACUGUGCGUGCCAAACAACGAGGGUCUUAGGAACGAGAUCAUGAGCGAAGCUCACGAAACCCCAUACACUGCUCACCCCGGGAGCACGAAGAUGUACCAGGAUCUGAAAAAGUCCUUUUGGUGGAACGGCAUGAAGAGAGAUGUCGCAGCUUUCGUGGAACGUUGCUUAGCCUGCCAACAGGUGAAAGCCUUACACCAACGACCGUACGGGAAGCUACAACCGCUUGAGAUACCCGAGUGGAAGUGGGAGCACAUCGCUAUGGAUUUCGUGACUGCGUUGCCGAAAACCCUUAAAGGGAACACCGCGAUUUGGGUGAUCAUCGAUCGACUUACCAAGAGUGCGCAUUUCUUACCAAUCCCCGUAACCCAUGGAUCGGAUAGGCUAGCUCGGAUCUACAUCCAAGAGAUCGUGCGACUACAUGGAGUCCCAGUGACGAUUACGUCUGAUCGUGACCCGAAGUUUACCUCAAAAUUUUGGAUUAGUCUACAACGCGAGCUUGGAACACGCUUAAACUUUAGUACCGCUUUCCACCCACAAUCCGAUGGACAAUCCGAAAGAACGAUACAAACUCUCGAGGAUAUGCUAAGAGCCGUGGUGCUCGACCGAGGCGGAAGUUGGGAGACCGCACUCCCUUUGAUCGAGUUCGCCUACAACAACAGCUUUCAAGCGACGAUCGGCAUGGCACCAUAUGAAGCACUUUAUGGGAGAAAGUGUAGAUCUCCGCUCUACUGGGAUGAAGUUGGCGAACGAAGAGCACUUGGACUUGACGCAGUCGAAGAGAUGGUCGGAAUCGUUCGACAAAUUCGUGCGCGAAUGAAGGAAGCUCAGGACAGACAGAAGUCGUACGCCGACGUUCGACGGACGGACUUACAGUUCCACGCUGGUGAUAAAGUUUUCCUCAAAGUAUCCCCGUCGAAAGGGAUAACGCGUUUUGGAGUCAAGGGCAAACUAAAACCGCGUUUUAUCGGGCCGUACGAAAUUCUAGAAGGAGUAGGACCCGUAGCUUAUCGUUUAGCGCUGCCGCCCAGCCUUGGGAAUGUGCACAACGUUUUUCAUGUGUCGCAAUUGCGAAAGUACGUGUUCGAUCCGAAGCAUGUGAUUCGUUACGAGGAUAUUGCUGUAAGCCCGGAUCUGAGCUACGAGGAGCAACCCCAGAUGAUCUUGGAUCGAAAGAUGGCAUCUUCAAGUUCUGAAGAACAGUUAUGUUAUGGACCUGAGGAUCCAUCAUUACUCUUUCAUCAAAACGAACACAUUUCAGCCUCAUUGUUGGCGAAUGGCGCAACAAAUGUGUUUAGAGUUCGUCGGACGGAAAGUAAGGUCUGGAUAGUACAAAUACAUCCAACUGUGAAGCAUUGGCUGGAUGUAUGGGGUUUCAAAGGCUUGUUGGAGUGUGGAAGGCCGAUGAGGAUAGACAACGAGCUUAUCACUGCCUUGAUCGAGCGCUGGAGGCCUGAGACACACUGUUUCCACCUACCAGUUGGAGAGGUUACUGUAACCUUACAGGAUGUGCAAAGCCUGUGGGGCUUGAGAGCAGACGGUCGUGUUUUCACUGGCCGUGACUAUCCUAUCGGAUAUGAAGAUUGGCCCAGCAAGUGUCGAGAUAUGUUAGGAUGGAUACCUGAUGUAGAAAAUGAAACGAAGCAGGGCGGUUUGUUAAUGACAUCUCUUAUCCACCAAACGACGAUACCGUUGGGAGAUGGGUUGUAUGAUUAUGUAUACAUGCAAAGGGCACGUAUUCAUGCGUUGAUCUUGUUAGGAGGUCUUAUUCUACCGGACACCACAGGGCAGACAGAGAAGAGAUGUGGGUGGACCUAUGGUUCUAUUGCAGCUAUGGGCGUGGGAAAGAAUGUCCACAUUGAGGCCAUCCUUUUUGAUAUCGCCUAUGCACACGCCGUAUACCCCGUCUGGAGCCAAGUAAUGUGGCACGGAGUUACUGAAAUUGGAAAUGCUCCCCGAUAUUCAGUAGCUCAUUAUCGUGAUCAGUUAUCACUGAUUCGUCCCGGCCAGUUUCUGUGGACACCGUAUGCAGAUUGUAUCCUGCCUGAUUACUGCAUUGAUUCGACUGCAUCCUUCUUGUGCGACACUUACUUGGUGUGUUGGUCAUUUGUCGAGGCACACGAGGCUGGACGAGUUUGCCGACAAUUUAACCGCUACCAAGGUAUUCCUGAGUAUCGUGAUAGGAUGCUAGAUAAGGCGGGACAUUUGUGUAAAAGUCACCGCCGUGGGAGGAAGGGCGCUGAUUGGGCAAAGAUACAUAAAUUCUACAUUGAUGAAUGGGAUUUGAGACACGACAGGUCCCAAUCAACUUUUCACCAUGCAACAGCGUCCGUGGAAGGUUCUUGUCAUCAGGGCUAUCUGGCGUGGUACAAUAGGAUCACAGUGUCGUACAUAGUUCAACCUGGGACGCAGUCAACAGUUGGGAUGAACGAGUCAGCCUCUUCGUUGAAAUUGACGGUUGAAGCCCUUCAGGGGAUAUGGCAUUUGACCUCUGAACAUGACAACGACCCUCGGUUACGGCAGAUCCGAGAAAUAGCCACUGAGGCCCUUCGUGCGACGAACCAUACUGAUGUGAUGGAGUAUCCAGCUUCGCAACGGCGAAAUGUGGCCAUGCCGCCACGCCCACCAACUUCUCUUCGUCAUGGAUUGUCGGGUGUUCGGACGGGUGGACACGGGUGGACACGACAGCAUAGGUUGUCGCAGCCGCAGCAGCCGCAGCCCGAGUAUACGGUACCAUCGCCACUGCAUCCAGAAUACGAUCCCCCAGGUUGGUCUCAGUUGAGUGGUGCAAGCCACGAGCACUCGCAAUGGGGAGCACGAUCAUCAUGUGACUCAUUCUUUGGCGGUGGGUCUGAUUGGGACGCAGCGGUAGCAGGACGUGAUCCAUACUUCCAGAAUUAUCAAAUUGUGGAUCCGGUGGGGGAAGAAGAAGGCGAGAGCGAGGAAGAAGAGGUUGGGGAAGAAGAGGGUGGGGAAGAAGAGAGCGGGGAAGAAGAUCACGAAGUAAUAUUUCGACCACCCACCGAGGGAUCCUCACGACCAGCUGUGAAGAGUUCAUCAAGUACGUUUGGGAAGGCUAUGCACAAUGUAUUGAGGGGAUUUUCAACAAGGAAGAACAAAGGGAAAGCUCCAACAAAAUUCACGCCUUCGGGGAAAUAA
Messenger RNA from Salvia hispanica, 6294 nucleotides. The record is from RefSeq and is a predicted model, not a curated record. NCBI's taxonomy places the organism in Eukaryota, Viridiplantae, Streptophyta, Magnoliopsida, Lamiales, Lamiaceae.